Molecule: messenger RNA, 3824 nt
Organism: Pteropus alecto (black flying fox)
Lineage: Eukaryota; Metazoa; Chordata; Mammalia; Chiroptera; Pteropodidae
Gene: DCTN4
Product: dynactin subunit 4
Exons: 13
Coding region: 39-1421 (460 amino acids)
Cellular component (GO): dynactin complex
Source: RefSeq, a predicted model, not a curated record
AUGCGGUGGGAGCGUCGGUUGACUCCUCCCUUUCCAAGAUGGCGUCUCUGCUGCAAUCGGAGCGGGUUCUCUACCUAGUCCAGGGGGAAAAGAAGGUUCGGGCCCCGCUCUCGCAGCUUUACUUCUGCCGCUAUUGUAGCGAGUUGCGGUCGCUGGAAUGUGUGUCUCACGAGGUGGACUCCCAUUAUUGUCCCAGUUGCUUAGAAAAUAUGCCAUCAGCUGAAGCCAAACUAAAAAAGAACAGAUGCGCCAACUGCUUUGACUGUCCUGGCUGCAUGCACACCCUUUCCACUCGGGCUACUAGCAUCUCCACGCAGCUUCCAGAUGACCCAGCCAAGACCACCAUGAAGAAAGCCUAUUACCUGGCUUGUGGAUUUUGUCGCUGGACAUCUAGAGAUGUGGGCAUGGCAGACAAAUCUGUGGCCAGUGGUGGUUGGCAAGAACCUGAAAAUCCUCACACUCAACGGAUGAACAAACUGAUCGAAUAUUACCAGCAGCUUGCUCAGAAAGAGAAGGUUGAGCGAGAUCGCAAGAAACUGGCACGGCGUAGAAACUAUAUGCCUUUGGCCUUUUCGGACAAAUACGGGCUUGGAACCAGGCUUCAGCGACCACGAGCUGGUGCAACCAUCAGUACCCUUGCCGGACUUUCCCUUAAAGAAGGAGAGGACCAGAAAGAGAUAAAGAUUGAGCCAGCUCAAGCUGUAGAUGAAGUGGAACCUCUACCCGAAGACUAUUAUACAAGACCAGUAAAUUUAACAGAGGUGACCACCCUUCAGCAGCGCCUCUUACAGCCUGACUUCCAACCAAUCUGUGCAUCCCAGCUCUAUCCUCGUCACAAACAUCUUCUGAUCAAACGGUCCCUGCGCUGCCGGAAAUGUGAACAUAAUUUGAGCAAGCCAGAGUUUAAUCCAACAUCUAUCAAAUUCAAAAUCCAACUGGUUGCUGUCAAUUAUAUCCCAGAAGUGAGAAUCAUGUCAAUUCCCAACCUUCGCUACAUGAAGGAGAGCCAGGUCCUCCUGACUCUUACGAACCCAGUGGAGAACCUCACCCAUGUGACCCUGUUGGAGUGCGAUGAGGGAGACCCUGAUAAUAUCAAUAGCACUGCUAAGGUGGUGGUGCCUCCCAAAGAGCUCAUUUUAGCUGGCAAAGACGCAGCAGCAGAGUAUGAUGAGUUGGCAGAACCCCAGGACUUUCAAGAUGAUCCUGACAUUAUAGCCUUCAGAAAGGCCAACAAAGUGGGUAUUUUCAUCAAAGUGACGCCACAACGUGAGGAGGGCGAAGUGACCGUGUGCUUUAAGAUGAAGCAUGAUUUUAAAAACCUGGCAGCCCCCAUCCGCCCCAUUGAAGAAGGUGACCAGGGCUCAGAAGUCAUCUGGCUCACCCAGCAUGUGGAACUGAGCUUGGGCCCGCUUCUUCCUUAAAAGGUUUAUCUGUUGGGCAUAUCCCAAAGGACAGUAUCACCACAAGCUUGUGUUAAAAUGUGGAAGCUGCUGCUUCGGUAGGCCUUGUUUAUAAUGAUGUAGCCGUGCACUACUGAAUCCUAUUUCUAGGAGGGUGGGGACAUAAGCAAGGCAUUAGGAACGCUGGGUAACUGCUGUUCCUCUUGCUCUCACUUCUGUUAACACCAGUAUAUCUGUGUCUCCCUCACUGAACUCUGCACGUUGAAUAUCAACAGCAUAGUUUCAUCCUGAGAAAGGGGAUGGCUAUUCCUUGGAAUGGCAUUAGAUUUACCACCUGUGAAACUCUGACACACUGUCUGUCUCCUGAUCUGAUCUCACAAAGGAUCACAAUCUCACAAAUGAAACUUAAAAUGAUAACCAAAAGGUAGACUUGCUAGCCAUGAUCCUGUAUUGGUCUCAACUUGUACCAACUGCUUUCUGCAUUCCAUUAGAUAUAAACUAGCAGUCUGUAAACAUAACCUUUCACUUGCCAUCAUGGCUCCCAUCUUGCCAUAGAUUUCCAUUUGACAGAAAAAUACAGUUGUCACAUUGUCUUUGGUUUUGUGAUGAGUGAAAGAGCCUCUGAAAUUCUUAAGGCGCUUUGAUUUGCCCCCUUCUAAGUGAAUACAGUAUACUUAUUUAUUGACUGCUCUUAAAAUUUUUUCCCAGUAGACUAUGAAACUUUUAAGAAUUAGAGAGGCAAGCACUUACAUGUCAUGUCAAGGGGGUGGCAAAUUCCAUUCAUUUUAAAUGUUGCCAUAAUAUCCAGGGAUUAAUGCUGCCACAGGGAGGCAAUCUUUACAUGCCUUACUCCCUACCCCUUCUCUGCUCUGCCUCUCUAACUCAGUAGAUUGUCGUGUGUAUUCGGGACCUGGAAAGAGCCCAAAGAAAACUUGGUGGACAAGUUCACUUCUGGAAUGCAGAAAACAUUUAAAGGUUAGAUUUUUAGCAUGAUCUGAACUAAUGUUCUUUCCGUUGAUUUUAAGAGGAAAUUAAGUUAUAAUCUCUUGAAUCCAAAACUGGAUAUUAAGAAAAAGAACCUUUCUUGAGUUCGACUUUUAUUAUAUGGUAUGUCAAAUUAGACCAUUUUGAUUGUGAACUGUAAAAUAGCUCAGCAAGUAACCCAGAGCACUUGCCUCAUAGCCACGUGCUGUUUUCGGUUGGUAUCCUGGAGUUGGAUUAUUAACCUUAAUUUCUGUGAUGUUUUCCAAAAUGAGACUUGACAAAGUAGACAACCAGCUGCACUACGUUUUCUAUAAAAGCAUUGUGAGCAGUGGCCAAUGGACUUCUGGUGAAAGAAACUUCCUGUUUAUCCUGGUUUUGUUUUUAAGUUCAAGCCUUUACUUUAAAAAAAAAAAAAAAAAAAAAGAUGUAUAGUAAUGUAGAAUACAGACAGGACACAGUAUCUUGUCAGCUCCCCCUGGAAGAUAAGAAUAUUUAGGAAGCCUUUGAAAGACACUAAAUUGUAUUCUUAAGGUCAAGCAAAUUUUAUGAAACAAUGUUCCACAGAGUAAUAUAUAUGCUGCAGUGUAAGAAAAAAUACUCAUAUCUCUAAUAUGACAGAAAUAAGUAAGGUUUAGCCUCUUAGGAGUGGGGGCAAGGAUUGUGUAAUGACAAAUAUGCAGACUAUAGAAAUAGUUUAAUUUGUUGUGACCCAAGUGUUAAAUUAAUUUUUAUUUCACUACUUGCUAGAGCCUACUGUGAAGCCACUCCUCCAUAUUUGCCAGUGGAGGAAAUAGGCAUCAAAGUAGAGAAUAGCUUCCUAUGUUUGCACAUUUGCAUAGACUACACAUAAUUGUGUGUCAUAAGUUUAUGGCAUGUAGCUGGCAUUUUUUUCCCAAAGGUAAUAACGUUGAAGGAAUGGGUCUCAUCAACCCUCCUGUGACACAGAAACACAAAAACACUUGAUCAUAGAAUUUUUUUCAUCAGAAACUGAAUUAACUUGCAGAAUGACAGAGCCAUUGGUUUAAUAUUUCCUCAAGAUAGUUUUCAGUGCAAGCCAGUAUUCUGUGUUAGACGUGGUUCAACACCUGUAGCUAGUGAAUUCAGAAUUUUGUUGCUUUUUUUAUAUUAGAUCAGGUGCAAGAUUUUUAACGCAUAGUCAGUGUGCACCACUGCAGGCAAAUUAGAUGUCAUUAGCACUAGAAACUACAAUUUUGGAAACUUAAAGCUGUAAGUUUGGAUUCAUGAUUUGAUUAGCCCACCAAAGUUUUUCUUUGUUCAAAGUGCUUAUAGAUGUAAUGAGCUAAGUGUCAUACAUAUUUGUGAAGAAACAUCCUUUUUGGUCCCUUUUGGGAAUGAGAGGCAUUCCUUGAUCUUUAUGAAUGACAGGUUCCUGUUUUGCCUUAUUGCCUAAUGUAGUGAAAUAAAGCAGACAAAGCUCGA